Molecule: messenger RNA, 474 nt
Organism: Hyaena hyaena (striped hyena)
Lineage: Eukaryota; Metazoa; Chordata; Mammalia; Carnivora; Hyaenidae
Gene: BOLA2B
Product: bolA family member 2B
Exons: 3
Coding region: 171-431 (86 amino acids)
Biological process (GO): intracellular iron ion homeostasis
Cellular component (GO): cytosol; nucleus
Molecular function (GO): 2 iron, 2 sulfur cluster binding
Source: RefSeq, a predicted model, not a curated record
GGAAAGCUGGGCCGGCUUGAAGGCGGAAGUGCCGGGUUUACGGAAGCUUUAGUAAGGGCGGAAGUCGAGGCCUCGGCGGAAGUGGCGUCAGGAAGGGCGGAAGCAGUGUGGCCGGGGUGGGAGGCGGGGUUCCAUCCCCGCUGGGCUGCCGCCCCUGCCGGGCUGCAGCAAUGGAACUCAGCGCCGAAUACCUCCGGGAGAAGCUGCAGCGAGACCUGGAGGCAGAGCACGUGGAAGUCGAGGACACGACUCCCAACCGUUGCGCGUCCAGCUUUCGAGUUCUGGUGGUGUCGGCCAAGUUCGAGGGGAAGCCGCUGCUUCAGAGACACCGGCUGGUGAACAAGUGCCUAGCAGAAGAGCUUCUGCACAUCCAUGCCUUUGAGCAGAAAACUCUGACCCCAGAGCAGUGGGCCCGGGAGCAGCAGAAAUAAGAAACCAAGGCCUGCACAGCCAUUAAAUUAUGAAUCAGGGCCA